This is a messenger RNA of Ilex paraguariensis (yerba mate), 2039 nucleotides long. Lineage: Eukaryota; Viridiplantae; Streptophyta; Magnoliopsida; Aquifoliales; Aquifoliaceae. The record is from the annotation of a GenBank genome assembly.
GUCAUAGAGGGUUUCUUUGAGUCAGUUUCAUCAAAAAUCAAACCAGGUUUCCUCAUUCGUUACAUAGAGAGAUUAUCUAAAUGAUUUUUUUUUCCUGGGGUGGUUUACAUAUAUAGUGGUUUUUAAGGAUAAAAAAUGCCAUUGUUGAUCUGGGUUUUUGAGGGGAAGAAGAAGAGACUUUGUAAUAUAGCUUAGAAUAAGCCUUGAAAGGGGAUUUUUCGGGCGGUGCAUACGAUGGAGUCACCAGCAGUGUUGCAGCUCACAACACCAAGGAAAAAGAUGACGAAACAAUUGACUGGGAAACGUGAUGAUAGUCCAUUGCAUUCCGCAGCUAGAGCAGGAAAUCUUGCUGCUGUAAGGGAGAUUGUUAAUGAUCAGGGAGAAGAGGGAUUGAUAGAAUUGUUGUCAAAGCAGAACUCAGCUGGUGAAACAGGCCUGUAUGUUGCAGCUGAAUAUGGCUAUGUUGAUUUGGUGAGGGAGAUAAUCAAGAACUAUGAUCUUGUUGCUGCUGGAAUCAAAGCAAGGAAUGGCUUUGAUGCACUUCACAUUGCUGCCAAACAAGGCGAUUUGGAGGUGGUGAAGGUGCUAAUGGAGGCACAUCCACAGCUGUUUAUGACGGUCGAUGUUGCAAACACCACGGCUUUGCACACGGCUGCAACUCAAGGGCAUCUAGAAGUGGUAAAUUUUCUCUUGGAGAUAGAGAGCAGCUUGGCCACUAUAGCUAGAAGUAAUGGGAAAACAGCCUUGCAUUCUGCAGCAAGAAAUGGGCACGUGAAGGUCGUGAGCGCCCUUUUAAAUAAGGAACCUGGGAUUGCAACGAGGAACGAUAAGAAGGGGCAGACUGCACUUCAUAUGGCUGUGAAGGGACAGAAUCUCAAGGUGGCGGAGGAGCUGAUUAGAGCAGAUCCUUCAUUGAUAAAUAUGGUUGAUACCAAGGGCAACACAGCAUUGCAUAUAGCAACACGGAAAGCCAGGGAUCAGAUUGUUAAAAUGCUAUUAGGGCAGAAAGAGACCGACACAAAAGCUGUUAACAGGUAUAAUGAAACAGCCUUCGAUACUGCAGAAAAAACAGGGCAGACUAGCAUUGCAGCCACACUACAGGUGCAUGGUGUUGUGAGUGCCAGGGACCUCAAACCCCAAGCAACAAAUCCAGCUCGAGAGUUGAAGCAAACUGUGAGUGACAUAAAACAUGAAGUCCACAACCAACUAGAACACACUCGACAGACCAGAAAACGCGUCCAAGGCAUUGCCAAACGCCUCAACAAAAUGCACUCUGAAGGUCUUAACAAUGCAAUCAACUCUUCCACCGUCGUAGCUGUCCUAAUUGCUACUGUCGCCUUUGCAGCCAUUUUCACUGUCCCUGGCCAAUAUGUGGAUGACCCUAAAAGCGUUCCACCCGGAAUGUCCCUAGGAGAAGCAAAUAUUGCUCCAAAUCCCGCAUUUCUGAUCUUCUUCAUUUUCGAUUCUAUAGCCUUGUUCAUCUCUCUUGCUGUCGUGGUUGUGCAAACCUCAGUCGUGGUAAUUGAAAGCAAGGCAAAGAAGCAGAUGAUGGCGAUUAUAAACAAGCUGAUGUGGUUGGCUUGUGUGCUUAUUUCUGUGGCAUUCUUGGCACUGUCAUUUGUUGUGGUUGGCAAGCAAGAGAAGUGGCUGGCAAUUGGAGUAACCAUUGUGGGAACGACAAUAAUGGCUACAACUUUGGGUACAAUGUGUUAUUGGGUGAUUAUGCACAGAAUUGAGUCCUCAAAUAUGAGGAGCAUUCGGAAGAACUCUCAGAACAGCCAGUCGCGGUCUUGGUCGGUGUCGGUAAUGUCAGAUUCAGAGAUGCUGAACAAGAUGUAUGCAAUUUGAAAGCAUCCUAAAAGCCAACUCUUUUUCGGCUUUUGGCGCAUUGGGUGUUUUUCCUUCCUAUAGAUGAUCUUUUCAUCUGCACAUUCAAAGGUGGGGACGGAGGCAGGAAUGUAAUCAAGGAUGGAUGCAAGUGUAAUUGAAAAUUUUGCAAAGGAAGUUCUAAUUUAAUAACUGGGAAAAUUAUAUAUGAA